UCUGUGGGUAUUCAUUGGAGAGUGUCCCAGGAGAGAUCGAGCUCCAGUGACCCCAGCAAGGCUCCCACACUGUUUGUAGGAUUCAGUGGAAUCUUUACAGACGGUGGCCAUUUCACACAGCACAGUUAGGAGAGGGCCAGGCAGCUCGAGGCAAAGGAGUAAAGACACAACCAGAGACUACUUAGCAGCCAACCUGAAAUGCUGCAACCUUCCUUCUUUCCCAGUUUCUUUCCCUCCACCUGUAGUGGCUAGUCCCCACCACCCUGGGCUCUCUCUCUCUCUCUCUCUCUGACUUCAAACUGUCUGAGGUUUUGUGCUAAAGGACUAAAGGAUAUUGAGUAGAAUCUUGUAUGUAUUUUUGAGGAAUGACAGCAGUUUCAAAGACAAGUUUUAUUUCCUGAGGAGUUUCCUUUAUUGUGUAUUUUUCAUUUGGACCUUGACAUGGCUGUCACUAUGAUUGUGUGAGCUCCUAGCCAUCGAGCGGAGUGGGAGUGUCGGUAGGAGAACAGAGGCGAGAGGAGUGCCAAAACCUGGACUAUGGCGCCGCACCACCGGCGGGCAGAAUAUCCCCUCGCCAGGGGGGCCGUGCUUAUCCUGCUCCUGGGCUGUCUGGCCCUGCCAUCACCAUCCCAUGCAGACAGCAUGCCCAGUUUCAUCAAGUCUCCAGAUGACCAGACAGGUAUUUCGGGAGGCGUGGCAUCCUUCGUAUGCCAGGCGGUGGGCGAUCCCAAGCCACGCAUCACUUGGAUGAAGAAGGGCAAGAAAGUCAGCUCUCAGCGCUUUGAGGUGAUAGAGUUUGAUGACGGCUCAGGGUCCGUCCUGCGUAUCCAGCCCCUGAGGACCCACAGGGACGAGGCCAUCUAUGAGUGCACUGCCAUCAACAGUGUGGGAGAGAUCAACACCAGCGCCAAACUCACCGUCCUGGAAGAGGACCAGAUUCCCCAUGGGUUCCCCACCAUAGAUAUGGGACCCCAGCUGAAGGUAGUAGAGCGGACCCGUACAGCCACCAUGCUGUGUGCUGCCAGUGGCAACCCCGACCCAGAGAUCUCCUGGUUCAAGGACUUCCUCCCUGUAGAUAUCAACAGCAGCAACGGAAGAAUCAAACAGCUCCGCUCAGGAGCUCUCCAAAUAGAAAACAGCGAGGAGUCGGACCAGGGCAAGUACGAGUGUGUGGCGGUCAACAGCGCCGGGACCCGCUACUCGGCUCCGGCCAACCUAUACGUGAGAGUGAGGCGUGUGCCACCCCGGUUCUCCAUCCCUCCCAACAACCACGAGGUGAUGCCGGGUGGCAGCGUGAACCUGACGUGCGUGGCGGUGGGAGCACCCAUGCCCUACGUCAAGUGGAUGAUGGGGGUGGUAGAGCUGACUAAGGAAGAAGAGAUGCCCAUUGGGAGGAAUGUUUUGGAGGUCACCAACAUUCGCCAGUCUGCCAACUACACCUGCGUGGCGAUAUCGUCGCUUGGUAUGAUCGAGACCACUGCACAGAUCACCGUCAAAGCCCUGCCCAAGCCCCCCACCUCCCUGAUUGUGACUGAGACCACAGCCACCAGCGUCACUCUGACCUGGGACUCUGGGAACCCUGAGCCUGUGUCCUACUACGUCAUCCAGUACCGGGCCAAGGUCUCUGACAACGGCUUCCAGGAGGUCGACGGAGUAGCCACCACACGCUACAGCAUCGGAGGGCUCAGCCCCUACUCUGAGUACGAGUUCCACGUCAUGGCGGUGAACAACAUUGGGCGUGGCCCUCCCAGCAGCCUCGUGGACACCAGGACCAGUGAGCAGGCUCCCUCCUCUCCACCGCUGGCUGUACAGGCUCGCAUGCUCAGCGCAUCCACUAUGCUGGUCCAAUGGGAGCCUCCCGAGGAGCCUAAUGGACAGAUCAGAGGUUACCGGGUGUACUAUAGCUCUGACCUCGGAGCCCCGCUGAGUGCGUGGCACAAACAUAACACCGAUGACAGCAGACUGACCACCAUCUCAGGGUUGACCACAGAUAUCACCUACAGCCUCAGGGUGCUGGGGUUCACCUCUGUAGGGGACGGACCUCCGUCUGAUGUACUGCAGGUCAAGACCCAGCAGGGAGUACCAGCCCAGCCAUCUAGCUUCGAGGCAGAGGCAGAGUUGGACACCCGCAUCAUGUUGUCGUGGCUGUGGCCUGUCCAGGACCAGAUCACCAAGUACGAGCUCAUGUACUGGGAGGCUAACUCUGGCAAUAAGCUCCAUGUGACCUUCCCUCCAGCGGGGUCCUAUGCUGUGGAGGGUCUGAAGCCAGACACCCUCUACAUGUUCUCCCUGGCUGCUCGCUCUGAGAUGGGUCUUGGCGUCUACACCCAACUUAUUGAGGCCAGGACUGCCCAGUCCACCCCCUCAGCCCCGCCCCAGGAGGUACACCUUCUGAGCCUCAGCUCCACCAGCAUCAAGGUGAGUUGGAGAGCGCCCCCUGCAGCCAGCCGCCAUGGGGACAUCGUCCGCUACACACUGGCCUACAAGGUCGCAACUGGAGAGGACCUGGAGCGCCACGAAGUGUCGGACAUCGGGGCAGACGUUUCUAGUUACAUACUGGAGGGCCUGGAGAAGUGGACAGAAUACCAGGUGUGGGUCAGGGCUCACACGGACGUAGGCCCAGGCCCAGAGAGCCCUGCAGCCCGGAUCAGGACCAAGGAGGAUGUGCCCGGAGCCCCUCCCAGGAAGGUGGAGGCUGAUGCCCUGAACUCUACAGCCCUGAGGGUGAUGUGGAAGCCCCCCCUUCAGGUGAAACAGCACGGGCAGAUCAGGGGGUACCAGGUGGUCUUCUCACGACUGGAGAACGGAGCGCCACGAGGCCAGCCCAAUAUCAUGGACGUCUCCCUACCCGAGGCACAGUGGAACGUUGAGGAUUCGACGGACUAUGAGACUGUCAUAYCAGGCCUGCUCCCUGAGACCACCUACUCUGUCACUGUGGCAGCCUAUACCACCAAGGGGGAUGGGGCACGCAGUAAGGCCAAGGUGGUCACCACAACAGGAGCAGUCCCAGGCAAGCCCACUAUGAUGAUCAGCACCACCAUCGGUAACACAGCCCUCAUCCAGUGGCAACCUCCGAAGGAGAUGGUGGGAGAGCACAUGGGCUACCAGCUGCAGUACAAACGUAUGGAGGAGUCGUCAUUCACCGUAAAAGACUUCAAGAAGAUAGAAGACCACUUUACCGUCACCGGCCUGCACAAGGGCGCCACCUACGUCUUCAAGCUCUGUGCCAAAAACCGGGUGGGCAACGGGGAGGAGUACGCGAAGGAGAUUACCACGCCGGACGAUGUGCCCAGUAGCUAUCCCCAGAAUCUGAGCGUUGUGGGCCUGACCACCACCACCACCAAGCUGGCCUGGGAGCCUCCGGUGCUGGCUGAGAGGAACGGGAAGAUUGUCCAGUACGUUGUGGUGUAUAGAGAUAUCAACAGCCAGCAGAACCACACCAACAGCACGACAGAGUCCCAGAUGACCAUCAUGGGGCUGCAGCCUGAUACCACCUAUGAUAUCAGGAUCAGGGCAUUCACCAGCAAGGGAGGGGGACCAAUCAGUCCUAGUAUACAGAGCAGGACCAUGUCUACCGCCAUGCCAGAGUUCACCAAAAACUUUGGUGUGAAAGCCGUGAUGAAGACGUCAGUGCUGCUGACUUGGGAAGUGCCAGAAACAUACAAGUCUCAAGUGCCUUUCAAAAUACUGUAUAACCAGCAGAGUGUGGAGGUGCAGGGGAACCUGAAGAGGAAGCUGAUCACGAGGCUGCAGCCAGACACAGACUACAGCUUUGUGUUGAUGUCUAGAGGGAACAGUGCUGGGGGUCUACAGCAGCAGGUCUCCAUCAGYACCGCCCCGGACCUGCUCAAGACCAAACCCAUCCAAUACCAACACGACCCAGAGGAGGGGGGCAAGCUCACCAUCACCCUACCCAAAGUCCCCACCACCGCCCCUGUCAGAUAUUACUACAUAGUGGUGGCUUCCCUGUCCACAACCACACUACGCAGGUGGGAGAACCCUGAAGAUAUGGACUUGGAUGAGCUCCUGGAGGCUAGUUCUGACCAGAGCCUGAAGAGGAGACAGACCCAAGAGUUCCUCAGACCCUACAUCGCUGCCAAGAUGGACGCUCUGCCAGACACCUUCCCUCUAGGCGACGAGAAGCAGUACAACGGCUUCUACAACAAGCCUCUACCGGGCCAGCAGCAGUACCUCUGUUUCGUACUAGCUGCCCUCAAAGACCACGGAUCUCAGAAGACGUUUGCGGCCAGCCCGUACUCGGACCCCAUCACAGUGAAGCUCCACAGCGGUAUGGCUCGCCAUGCUGAGGACCCAGAGAUGCUGUGGGUCAUGGGCCCUGUCCUGGCCGUCGUACUCAUCAUCAUCAUCGUCAUCGCCAUCCUGCUCUUCAAGAGGAAACGAGCAUCUCCCUCUGCCAAGGAUGAACACUCUGCUGGGGUGAAGGACUCUCUGCUGGCCCACUCCUCUGACCCUGUGGAGAUGAGACGACUUAACUACCAGACACAAGGGAUGAUGGAGCACCCUCUCAUCUCCACAGCUGAUCUGUCUGACCACAUCGAGCGACUCAAGGCCAACGACGGACUCCGCUUCUCACAGGAGUAUGAGUCUGUAGACCCUGGCCAGCAGUUCACGUGGGAAAACUCUAACCUGGAAGUUAACAAGCCAAAGAACCGCUAUGCAAAUGUCAUCGCCUACGACCACUCCAGGGUCAUCCUCACCUCCAUCGACGGAGUGCCAGGUAGCGACUACAUCAACGCUAACUACAUAGACGGCUACAGGAAGCAGAACGACUACAUCGCUACACAGGGCCCACUURCUGAAACCCUGAGUGACUUCUGGAGGAUGGUGUGGGAGCAGAGGACCAACACUAUCGUCAUGAUGACCAGACUGGAGGAGAAGUCACGGGUGAAGUGUGACCAGUACUGGCCCAGUCGGGGUACAGAGACCUAUGGGAUGAUCCAGGUGACCAUGUUGGACACUGUGGAGCUGGCUACCUAUAGCGUACGCACCUUCACCCUCUAUAAGAAUGGCUCCAGUGAGAAGAGAGAGGUUCGUCAGUUCCAGUUCAUGGCCUGGCCGGACCAUGGAGUGCCUGAGUACCCCACCCCCACCCUGGCCUUUCUGCGCAGGGUCAAGGCCUGCAACCCCACAGAUGCAGGGCCCAUGGUGGUCCACUGCAGUGCUGGUGUAGGGCGGACCGGUUGCUUCAUCGUGAUCGAAGCCAUGCUGGAGCGUAUGAAGCAUGAGAAGUCUGUGGAUAUCUACGGCCAUGUGACGUGUAUGAGAGCUCAGCGGAACUACAUGGUGCAGACGGAGGACCAGUACAUCUUCAUCCACGAGGCCCUGCUAGAGGCAGCCACCUGCGGUAACACAGAGGUCCCUGCACGCAACCUGUACGCGCACAUCCAGAAACUCACCCAGGUCACGCCCGGAGGCACCGUUUCCACCAUGGAGCUAGAGUUCAAGAAACUGUCUAACUCUAAAGCACAUACCUCAAGAUUCAUCAGUGCCAACCUCCCCUGCAACAAGUUCAAGAACCGGCUGGUGAAUAUCAUGCCUUUUGAGUCCACCCGCGUGUAUCUGCAGCCUAUCAGAGGUGUGGAGGGCUCCGACUACAUUAACGCCAGCUUCAUCGAUGGAUACAGGCAACAGAAGGCCUACAUAGCCACCCAGGGCCCGCUAGCAGAGACCACAGAGGACUUCUGGAGGAUGCUGUGGGAACACAACUCUACCAUCGUCGUCAUGCUCACCAAACUCAGAGAGAUGGGACGGGAAAAGUGCCAUCAGUACUGGCCUGCUGAACGCUCUGCUAGGUACCAGUACUUUGUAGUGGACCCCAUGGCUGAGUACAACAUGCCCCAGUACAUCCUCCGAGAGUUCAAGGUCACAGACGCCAGGGAUGGCCAGUCUAGGACCAUUCGGCAGUUCCAGUUCACUGAUUGGCCAGAACAAGGGGUGCCAAAAACUGGAGAGGGCUUUAUCGACUUCAUUGGCCAAGUGCAUAAAACCAAGGAACAGUUCGGACAGGAUGGACCCAUCUCUGUGCACUGCAGUGCUGGUGUUGGGCGGACUGGCGUGUUCAUCACCCUGAGUAUCGUGCUGGAGAGGAUGAGGUACGAGGGGGUGGUGGACAUCUUCCAUACCGCCAAAACACUGAGGACCCAGAGACCUGCCAUGGUGCAGACAGAGGACCAGUACCAGUUGUGCUACAGGGCAGCUCUGGAGUACCUUGGCAGCUUUGACCACUAUGCAACAUAAUCACUCUCAGAAUGCACUGGGACUCCUGGGGUUCCGGAGCGCCGCCAGUGUCCCUUCUGAGCCAUAUACACCCUGCUGACAAAGUCCAGAAACUGCCUGAGGGGAGAAGGGAGAGGGGGAGGGGUGAGGAGGAGAGGGAGAGAGCACAAGUCUGACUGGGCGACCUUCAAUCAGGUGGAGCAGUACUCCUGGACUGACUGGCAUAAUAAACCUGCUUUAAAACCCUCCACUACUAAAAUCUACCCCCCAAGAAAU
Salvelinus sp. IW2-2015 is the source of this 6513-nucleotide messenger RNA. The record is from RefSeq and is a predicted model, not a curated record. Lineage: Eukaryota; Metazoa; Chordata; Actinopteri; Salmoniformes; Salmonidae.